This is a messenger RNA of Durusdinium trenchii, 1075 nucleotides long. The record is from the annotation of a GenBank genome assembly. Lineage: Eukaryota; Dinophyceae; Suessiales; Symbiodiniaceae.
GAUUGACCCGGUCCAGUGACGAACUCGGCGCGAGAGUUCUACAAUCCGUCCUAGACAGCCCGACCCGUCCACCACAGCCAUGUCGGAGCCUUUAGCGGUCGAGCUGAAGAAUGAGGCUUCCUCCUCAGUACGGGGCGUCUCAAUGUGGGGCACCGUGGUCACCAUGCUCAAUGUCUUCGUGGGAGGUGGUUUCGUGGUCCUGCCCUACGCCUUCCGCUUGUCCGGGUGGCUUUUCGUGCCCGUGCUCUUGGCGGUUGGCGUGCUGAUGGGCUUCACACUUUGGAUCAUGGGUUUCCUUCUGCAGAUGGUCGACCAGAAGGCCGACGAGCUGAAUGUGCCACGCUCGCAGCGAGACUGGGGCUGGAUCGGCUACAUGGCCUUCGGAACCCCCGGGCGGCUCUUGUUCGCCGGGUGCAUGUUCUUCGACCUCGCAGGAGGUGCUUUGGUCUUAAUGAGCAUUGUGAUCGAACAGCUUCCCUUCCUCUUGCCCAUCAACCACAAGGUGACUGCUGUGUUGAGCUGCAUCGUAGCCAUUCUCUUCUGCUUGCUCCCAAAGAAGGCCUUCUCCUGGAUGGCCGUCGUUGGGAUGGCUUCCCAAGUCUUCCUGGUCAUGGGCUUGGUGAUCACUGGCCUACAACUCCAUUCUGCUGGCGAAGUGGCUGAAGACCAGGUGGCGCUGAACAUCUCGGGCUUACCGCAGGGCUUUGGCAUCGCACUGCUGUGCUUCCUCGCGCACAGCGAGGCUCCACUGAUCUACCAGCUGAUGGAAGACAAGCGGCAAUGGAAUCGUGUGGUCGUUUACAGCAUGACACUGACUGAAGUCUUCCUGUUGGCCUUCGGCAUCCUGGGCUAUGGUUUCUUUGGCGGCAGCGUCGCGCAGUCCAUCGCAGACAACAUCGGCCGAGACACUGAGCUCCAGCUCCUGCCCAACGCCUUGAGCGCGUUCUUGGCAGCUGCCACGAUCCUAGGUUUAUCCUCCAAGCAGCUGGUGACGCUGCCGCUGUUGCUGGACGCGACCACAGACCUCUUUGGCGAAAAGCUGCAGAAGAAGGGGCAAUUUGCCAUGAAGGCUGUG